This is a messenger RNA of Scylla paramamosain (green mud crab), 1662 nucleotides long. RefSeq names its product probable isocitrate dehydrogenase [NAD] subunit alpha, mitochondrial (gene Idh3a). The transcript is spliced from 4 exons. The record is from RefSeq and is a predicted model, not a curated record. Gene Ontology annotation, biological process: tricarboxylic acid cycle; isocitrate metabolic process. Lineage: Eukaryota; Metazoa; Arthropoda; Malacostraca; Decapoda; Portunidae. Gene Ontology annotation, cellular component: mitochondrion. Gene Ontology annotation, molecular function: NAD binding; magnesium ion binding; isocitrate dehydrogenase (NAD+) activity. The coding region runs from base 71 to 1144 and encodes 357 amino acids.
UAUCUGUAUACUGAGAAGUAAAAAUUUUAACCCAUUUCCGUCAUUUGGGAAUCCUGCAGCAGAAGACAACAUGGCGGGCUUGUGUCGGUCAGCUCUCAACCUUCUGCGGUCAUCAGGAGCCCGCCAGCUCAGCACUGAUGUCAGGACCGUCACACUGAUCCCAGGCGAUGGCAUUGGCCCGGAGAUUUCCGCAGCUGUGCAGAAAAUCUUCUCUGCAGCUGAGGUUCCCAUUGCGUGGGAGGAGGUGGAUGUUACACCUGUGAAGGGACCAGAUGGCAAGUUUGGCAUCCCUCCAGCAGCCAUUGAGUCUGUCAACCGCAAUGGUAUUGGACUGAAGGGACCCCUCAUGACUCCUGUGGGCAAGGGCCAUCGCUCUCUCAACCUGGCCAUCCGCAAGGAGUUCAAUCUGUACGCCAACGUGAGGCCAUGCCGCAGCGUGGAGGGCUACGAGACACUCUAUCGGGACGUGGACGUGGUGACCAUCCGAGAGAACACAGAGGGAGAGUAUUCAGGCAUAGAACACGAGAUUGUCGAUGGUGUGGUGCAGAGCAUCAAGCUGAUCACAGAGCCAGCUUCCCGUAGGGUGGCUGAGUAUGCCUUCCAGUAUGCUCGCAGCAAUGGCAGAUCCAAGGUGACAGCAGUGCACAAGGCCAACAUCAUGCGCAUGUCAGAUGGACUCUUCCUUCGAUGUUGCCGAGAGACUGCUGAGAAAAAUCCAGACAUCAAGUUUGAGGAGAAGUACUUGGAUACAGUGUGCCUCAACAUGGUGCAAGAUCCCUCUCAAUAUGAUGUGUUGGUCAUGCCCAACCUCUAUGGAGACAUCCUCUCUGAUCUCUGUGCUGGCCUGGUAGGGGGCCUAGGCCUCACACCCUCAGGUAACAUAGGGGAGGGUGGUGCUGUGUUUGAGUCUGUCCAUGGCACUGCUCCAGAUAUUGCUGGUCUGGACAAGGCCAAUCCCACAGCCCUCCUCCUGUCAGCGGUGAUGAUGCUGCGCUACAUGGAUAUGCACAAACACGCCUCUGUCAUUGAGCAGGCCUGCUUCGAGACCAUCAAGGAGGGUAACUUCCGCACUGGUGACCUCGGUGGAUCCGCUAAGUGUUCUGAGUUCACUGAUGAAAUUUGCCGUAAGAUUUCCGACUCGUAAUAUUAGUCUUCCAGUUUCAGUAUGUAAAUGGAGAGGUAAAUAAGAUUAUCAGAUCUGUAGUACUUAAAUAUUUAGAUAAAUUGAAAAUGCAGAAUUCAGGCACAAGUUAGCUACUGCAAUAUUUCACUUUGUGCUCUUAGUUAUUCUUUUGUUAACUAGAUUUCAUUACCGCUUGAUAAGAAAAUGCUGUGGUACUUGUUGAGCAGCCACAAUGAUCUCAUGAAAGUAAAAAGAUAAAAAAGUUUGAACAAAAAAAAUUAGCAUUUUAUCAUAGUAUUGAAAAGACAAAAAAAGUUAGUCAGUAGCAAGGAAGAAAACAUACUAAUAAAGAUAAGAAAAUAAACUUAAUGUUGAUCAUUAUAUUGAAAAGUUUUGUUAAUAGAAGAUAGAGAUUUUCUUAAUCAAAAUGUCAAAUUGUAGCAGUUUACUGUAAACUAUCUACCUAAUUUAAAUGUUUUGUAUAUAGUGAAUGAAAUGUCUGUUAAUAUUCUGUACAUAAAUAAACGUUGUUGUAUCUA